CCGUAUAACCGACCCAAUUUCUCAUGGCUCGGGUUUUCCGUACCCGUUAGUUGGCCGUUGAAUUGUCGACGCUAACCAUACAGCCUUCGUUUUCUUUGAGACAUUAUCAUUGAUUGCUUGAUUCCACUGCCUUUCUUUCAAGUUUAGCGGCUCUUUCACAAAGGUACGAAGGUUCAUUUUGCUUAUAACUUCAGGCUUCGAUUAUCUGAAAUGAAUUGCUCCGACAUUGAAAAUAUUGGUGAAACUAGUAUAAAUUGGGAACAAGCUCUGCUACAGUAUGAAAAAGUGAUAGACUCGGGGACUAAGACUAUGCAGAUAAAAGCCAUGAUGAAGCUAGCUCGUCUCUCUAAACAUGCCCCUGAGAGUUUAUUAGUUCGUAUCAUACCCCAUCUCACUGGGAAUCUUGAUGACUACCAGUCAAUUCAUUCAGGUUGUUCUCUUCAAAAGGCUUCUGCUUAUUGCUUAAAAUGUAUAGGUUGUAGAGGUGAUGGUGGGUUGGCAAGGGAAAUAGGUAGACGUGGUGCAGCAAAUUCUUUGUUAUGGUGGUUAUCACAUUCAGUUGGGGAGUUUCAAGAAAUCCUGAUAAAAUGUUUGCUUGUUGUUGUCACUUUUUGUAACUCAAGUCGUGCAGUCGUUGCUAGUAAUGGCGGUGUAGAAGUCAUCAUCAGUUUGUUAAACUCUUCUACAAGUGAUAUUAGACUAUACCUGUUGGAAAUUUUGAGCGCAUUGGCAUUGCUUAGGGAUGUUAGGAGGGCGCUCACUAGAUUAGGAAGUCUUAAAUUUCUUGUGGAGGCUGCUAGCUGUGGUAGCAUGGUCUCUAGGGAAAGAGCUUGUCAAGCAAUUGGGUUACUUGGUGUCCCAAGACGGGCAAGGCGUACACUUGUUGAACUAGGAGUUAUACCAGUACUUGUUGAGUGUCUUCAAGAUGGAGAUCACCUCAUGAAACUUGUGGCAGGCAAUGCUCUUGGUGUGAUCUCUGCUCAUAUUGAUUAUAUCAGAUUAGUUGCCCAAUCUGGGGUUAUCUGUCUUUAUGCUGAGCUUCUUCAAGGACCUGACCCUUCUGGUAUGGAGAUUGCUGAGGAUGUAUUUUGUAUAUUGGCUGUUGCUGAGGAGAAUGCUGUUGAAAUCACCAGACACUUGGUGAGGAUUCUUAGAGAAGGCGACGAUGAAGCAAAGGCAUCUGCUGCUGAUGUGUUGUGGGAUCUAGCAAGUUACAAGCACACAACAUCUGUGGUCCGAGAGUCAGGUGUGAUUCCAAUUCUAGUGGGGCUUCUGCAGGCUGGAAAUGAAGAGAUAAAGCAGAAUGUUUCUGGGGCAUGUGCUCAGUUGAGUUAUGAUGAGGCAGAUAGAAUGGCACUUGCUGAAGCGGGGGCAAUCCCGAUUCUCAUUGAAAUGAUGCUGCAUGAAGAGUUGGAGGAAGUGAGGGAUAAUGCAGCUGAGGCUCUUGUCAACUUUGCUGAAGAUCCUUUGUACCAUGAUAGAGUAUCUGAUGCAAUAAGUGUUCCUUCAUUUAGAGAUAUGCAGAACAGACUACUUCACAUUCGUGCCUCAAAUGAGCAUAUGGCCAGAUCGUUACGAAGGAUGACUGAUUGGCAGCUCACAUGGAACCCUGAUCUUAUGUAAUCAUUUGAAGGGUAUUUUGUUUCCAGCUUCUUUGGAAUACUGGACAAAAAAACAAAAAAGAAUAGGAGGAAAUUGGAACAGAUUGUGAUGUACAGCUAUAACAUUAAUAUGCAAGCUGAAGAAACAGUAGAAGUGCAGGUGCAAAAUGGACAGUGUUUAGUGGAUUAUUUCUGCUUUUUUUUUUUUGGGAUGGUUCCUGCUAAGAUGUUGUUUCAACACUUAGGACAUAAUGUUUAUUGUCCAAAACAUAUAGAUGAUAGGUUCAUCAAAAUAUAUUUGUGUUAGAAGUGUGUCCUUUUGAAUUCUGUAUCUGACCCAAUUACAUGUUUUUUCGUUAGUUUGGGUUGCUUGUAUUUGUAAACCUAGUUUACUUAAGAAUUUGGUGCAAAGAAAAAUGAAGAUUGUUUUCGUGAGUCCUUUCUAGGGAUUAA
Messenger RNA from Prosopis cineraria, 2054 nucleotides. RefSeq lists its product as uncharacterized. The record is from RefSeq and is a predicted model, not a curated record. NCBI's taxonomy places the organism in Eukaryota, Viridiplantae, Streptophyta, Magnoliopsida, Fabales, Fabaceae. Bases 211 to 1623 code for a protein of 470 amino acids. The transcript has 2 exons. Gene Ontology annotation, molecular function: protein binding.